GGCUCCAGCCAUGGGCGGCCUCAGCGCCUCCGCCGCCUUCCGGGAGCAUCUCCGCCGGCUGUGCCUGGGUGAAUUCCCCUGCGGCGCCGGCAGCUGGAACAGGUCCCGUUUCGAAUUAAGGAAAAGGAAACCUGGAGGAAAUGCAGCCCGGAGAGAGGCAGAUGCAGGCACAGCCCAGCACCAGGAAAUUGGAACUCCCAGUGAAGAGAGCCUGGAAACCUUAAUGGAGUUUGUGAGCAGCCAGGACUCCCCCUGGGCUCUGCCACCUGACUGCAGCCCCGAGGACCAGCACCUGAGGGAGCUGGCAGUACAAUCGCCACAGCUUAUCCGGGACAACUUCAUCUUCUUGUUCUUCAGGUCCUUAAGGAUAGUGGAUAAAGGAGUAAAUGAAGUUGAUGAAAAUUUGUUGAAGUUUCAAAACCUGGAAGAGCUCAUACUCAGUGCCAAUCAAAUCAGCAAAAUAAACUCUGCACACCUUCCUAGAACACUGAAGGUCUUGGAGCUCUGUGGCAAUGAGAUUGUCGGUUUGCAGGAUCUGUGUUCUCACCCACCUCCGGAGCUCCAGCAUUUGGGGCUGGGUUACAACAGGCUGCUGGGCUCUUCAGAGGAUAAAUAUCUCACAGCAGAAUUCUGGCCAAAUCUUCUCUCUCUUGACCUAAGUUUUAAUAAUUUUACGGAUCUGUUGGGCAUAGUCUCUAAACUGGCCACUUUGUGGAGGCUCAGAACACUUGUGCUCCUGGGUAAUCCACUAGUGCUCAUUCCUGGCUACAGAGGUUUUGUAAUAGACAGCCUGCCCAAACUCUGUAUACUGGAUGAUAGGAACAUAUCGCCUGAUGAGAAGCAUCAGUUCCAUGGUCUGUCUAGCAAGCCAGAUCUCAUUGUGAAUAAAGCACAACUGGUGGUGAGUGUUGGGAAAAUCAAAGGCGUCCCCAACCCCAUCAAGCCAGAGGAGCUGGAAAGCGGCCCAGAGUCUCCAGUGAUCACUCACAGCUACUAUGUGACAUACGAGUUUGUGGAGAGGGAGAAAGCCGAGGACACUAACAAUGCUGAGGUAAUAAAAUUCCAUCAGAGUCAAAUGGUGGCUACCCCAAACCCUGGGAGCCCACCAGAGAGUGUUGACACAGGAGGAUUGGAGUCUCCAGCUAUGUCUUCUCUGCUUCAACAGGAGCCUCCGGCAAACAGGGCAAACAGGCACCUCACUCCUCGGAAGCCCUGGGCUGAGACCAUUGAGUGCAGCCACAGGAGGGAGCACGUCACUGGGGAUUUAGUGGCACUGAAAGCCUUUCUCAUGACUGGAACCACCGUCACUGUUGUAGAGGAAAAGGUGCUUUCAUGGCCCAUUGCUGCAGCUGUGGCUGAAGAUGCAGGCAAGAAGGGGAAGGCAGAGAAGGGAAAAGCAGAGAAGGAGAAGCCAAAGGACGGUGGGCAACAAGCAGAAAAAGAAAAAGGAAAGCCCCAUCGAACUCCGCAGCGACCCGCCUCUUUUGAGAAGCCUGGGGUCUGGGCAUGUGAAUCUGGAGAGCCUCUUAACAGGAUGGUAAGAAGAGCAAAGACAAGAACAAAAAAACAAAAACUGGGGGAGAAAGUCCUGCAAGCCAGAAAACCACAGUGGCUGCCAAAGGGAUUGGCUCCUGGUCCAGUGUUUGAGAUGUAUCCCAGGAUAAGAAUGGUUGCACUAUAUACCGUCUCAAUCACGUUGAUUGCGUUCCUUAUGUAUAUAAGGAAAGAGACUAAGUUGGCUGUGUCUCCAGCAACCAGGAAGAUAGCUGCACCAAAUCCCAGCAAUACGUUCUGGGCCCUGGAGCAGACUGAACCCAGCAAAUGUUUGCCAGACCUGACAAUUGCCAAUUCCUCUGCUGCACUCCCAGAGCUUCACCGCACCUUCUUAAUGUACAAGCACUGCAGGAACUUUUCCACACUGCUGAAGCCCUCGAGAUGCAGUGAGGAAACAUUCCUCUUGCUGGCAAUCAAGUCUCCCCCAAUCAACAUAGACCGUAGGGUUGCUAUCAGAAACACAUGGGGGAAAGAAGUGGCCAUUGGCAGCAAGCCAAUCAAGCUGGUGUUCUUGCUUGGGCGCUCGGAGGCCAAAAUCCAAGCUCACUCCCUCCACCAGCUGCUGGUCUAUGAGAGCCAAGAGUUUGAUGACAUUGUCCAGUGGGAUUUCACCGACAACUUCUUCAACUUGACACUGAAGGAGCUGCACUUCCUCCGGUGGUUCAUGGAGGACUGUCCCCAGGCCAGGUUUGUGCUGAAGGGCGAUGACGACGUUUUUGUCAACACCUACAAUAUCGUUGAGUUCCUCAAGGAACUCAAACCUGGGCAGGAUCUCUUUGUUGGGGAUGUGAUCAGCCAGGCCCGUCCUAUAAGAAACACCAAAGUAAAAUAUUUCAUCCCGGAGUCUAUGUACAAAGCGCCCUACUAUCCUCUCUAUGCUGGUGGCGGUGGCUAUGUGAUGUCCAGAACGACAGUGCAGCGACUCCAGAGCACCGCUGAGGACACCGAACUCUUCCCAAUAGAUGAUGUCUUUGUGGGAAUGUGUCUGGCAAAGAUGGCAGUGACUCCAUUGAACCAUGCUGGCUUUAAGACCUUUGGGAUCCAGAGGCCCUUUAAUCCUUUUGAUCCAUGUCUGUACAAAGGACUGAUGAUAGUGCACAAGCUGAACCCCACCGAGAUGUGGAUCAUGUGGACGCUGGUAAAGGAUGACCGUAUUAGGUGUGCUGUAUCAUUAACUCAGUAACUCACAAAACGAGACUGCUGAUGCUAAGGGGGGAGCAGGGGAACAGAACGAUGGUGGUGGUUACUCCAGAUUGCUUAAACUGAUAUUAAAAAUAGAAACAAAAGAAAGUUGUAGUAGAUGAUACAUUUUUAACAACAGACUGUAGUUUUACAGUAGGGUAAUGUUCUGCAAUGAGCCUCUGAAAAUAUAUUGUUGGGUUACUGAAGCAUCACAAGGUUGAACUGAAAACACGUAGGGGGAUAGCUCAGGGACUUGGUAUUGUGAUUGGGAUUGCUUCCUCUCUAGAUCACUGUUUUGAAUUCCGCCCACCUGGGUGGUUCUGAGUGGCUGGUUGCAAAGUGAGGUGGUGGUCUUAGUGCCAGUUCUGAUGGUGUCUCUUGGACGCCAGUGUCCAAGUUACAACUGCCAACCUUACUAGCAGUCUCUAGUUACUGGCCUUCCUACUAAACAGGCAAUACAGCCUGAACUCACCCAUUGACCCAUGAAAUCAGGGCUAAGGCACAAGAAGUGUGUGGACAAGCUUAUGCUGCUGGGUCUGUGCAUCUCCUGUCAAGGACUUCACUGUCCAGGGUUAGCAAUCCAGCAGACUUCACCAGCACUAAAUUUACUUAAUAGGGAUAUGGGGGAAAGAACACAGAGAUGAUGAUCUCUAAAUCUUUCAGUUGUCUGUUCUUAACACAGCAAGGCCCUUAGUUCUAAUAGCACUGACUUCUAACCAGCUCUUUUUCUUUCGAUUUUAUCUACUUACAUUAGAUUAUUUGCACUGGAAUUUAUGCACAAAAAUACUUGACAGUGGGAUUGGGAGAAGAAACAAAUUGCUAUUAAUCACUGUAAUAACAAUGGCUUUUUUUUAACCGCAGGUAUAAAUAAAUACAGUUGUGAGUGUU
Malaclemys terrapin pileata is the source of this 3624-nucleotide messenger RNA. It is a transcript of the gene B3GNT4, whose product is annotated as UDP-GlcNAc:betaGal beta-1,3-N-acetylglucosaminyltransferase 4. The transcript is spliced from 12 exons. Bases 11 to 2737 code for a protein of 908 amino acids. Gene Ontology annotation, cellular component: membrane. NCBI's taxonomy places the organism in Eukaryota, Metazoa, Chordata, Testudines, Emydidae. The record is from RefSeq and is a predicted model, not a curated record. Gene Ontology annotation, molecular function: hexosyltransferase activity; protein binding.